Dromaius novaehollandiae (emu) is the source of this 3947-nucleotide messenger RNA. RefSeq names its product actinin alpha 4 (gene ACTN4). Bases 99 to 2996 code for a protein of 965 amino acids. The transcript is spliced from 21 exons. NCBI's taxonomy places the organism in Eukaryota, Metazoa, Chordata, Aves, Casuariiformes, Dromaiidae. The record is from RefSeq and is a predicted model, not a curated record. Gene Ontology annotation, molecular function: actin filament binding; calcium ion binding. Gene Ontology annotation, cellular component: Z disc; cell projection; cortical actin cytoskeleton. Gene Ontology annotation, biological process: muscle cell development; actin cytoskeleton organization.
GGGGCCGGGCGGGGCGGGGCGGGGCGGGGGGGGGAGGAGGAGGCCGCAGAGGAGCCCGUCGGCGCGGCGGCGAGGAGCGGAGCGCAGCGGGACGCGCCAUGGUGGAUUACCACAGCGCCGGGCAGCCCUACGCCUAUGGCGGCAACGGGCCCGGGCCCAAUGGCGACUACAUGGCCCAGGAGGACGACUGGGACCGCGACCUCCUCCUCGACCCGGCCUGGGAGAAGCAGCAGCGCAAGACGUUCACGGCCUGGUGCAACUCCCACCUGCGGAAGGCCGGCACGCAGAUCGAGAACAUCGACGAGGACUUCCGCGAUGGCCUCAAGCUCAUGCUGCUGCUGGAGGUGAUCUCGGGGGAACGGUUGCCCAAACCGGAGCGGGGGAAGAUGAGAGUGCACAAAAUCAACAACGUCAACAAAGCGCUCGACUUCAUAGCGAGCAAAGGCGUCAAGCUGGUCUCCAUCGGAGCCGAAGAGAUCGUGGACGGCAACGCGAAGAUGACGCUGGGCAUGAUAUGGACGAUUAUCCUCAGAUUUGCUAUCCAGGACAUCUCGGUGGAAGAGACCUCCGCCAAGGAGGGCCUGUUGCUGUGGUGUCAGAGGAAGACGGCCCCGUACAAGAACGUCAACGUGCAGAACUUCCACAUCAGCUGGAAAGACGGUCUUGCUUUCAAUGCCUUGAUCCACCGGCACAGACCCGAGCUCAUUGAAUACGACAAGCUCAGAAAGGACGACCCCGUGACCAACCUGAACAACGCCUUCGAAGUGGCGGAGAAGUACCUGGACAUCCCCAAGAUGCUGGAUGCGGAGGACAUUGUCAACACAGCCCGCCCUGACGAGAAAGCCAUCAUGACCUAUGUGUCAAGCUUCUACCAUGCCUUUUCCGGGGCUCAGAAGGCCGAGACGGCGGCCAACCGCAUCUGCAAAGUGCUGGCCGUGAACCAGGAGAACGAGCACCUCAUGGAGGACUACGAGAAGCUGGCUUCCGACCUGCUGGAGUGGAUUAAGCGCACUAUCCCCUGGCUGGAGGACCGCAGCCCCCAGAAGACCAUCCAGGAGAUGCAGCAGAAGCUGGAAGACUUCCGCGACUACCGCCGCAUCCACAAGCCUCCCAAGGUGCAGGAGAAAUGCCAGCUGGAGAUCAACUUCAACACCUUGCAGACGAAGCUGCGCCUGAGCAACCGGCCCGCUUUCAUGCCCUCGGAGGGGAAGAUGGUGUCGGACAUCAACACCGGCUGGCAGCACCUGGAGCAGGCCGAGAAGGGCUACGAGGAGUGGCUGCUCAACGAGAUCCGGCGCCUGGAGCGCCUCGACCACCUCGCCGAGAAGUUCAGGCAGAAGGCCUCCAUCCACGAGGCCUGGACCGAAGGCAAGGAGGCCAUGCUGAAGCAGAAGGACUACGAGACGGCCACGCUGUCGGACAUCAAGGCGCUCAUCAGGAAGCACGAGGCGUUCGAGAGCGACCUGGCCGCCCACCAGGACCGCGUGGAGCAGAUCGCCGCCAUCGCCCAGGAGCUCAACGAGCUGGAUUACUACGACUCUCCCAGCGUGAACGCCCGCUGCCAGAAGAUCUGUGACCAGUGGGACGUCCUGGGCUCCUUGACCCACAGCAGGAGAGAGGCCCUCGAGAAAACGGAGAAGCAGCUGGAGACCAUCGACGAGCUGCACCUGGAGUACGCGAAGCGGGCGGCCCCCUUCAACAACUGGAUGGAGAGCGCCAUGGAAGACCUCCAGGACAUGUUCAUCGUCCACACCAUCGAGGAGAUCGAGGGCCUGAUCGCCGCCCACGACCAGUUCAAAUCCACCCUGCCCGACGCCGACAAGGAGCGCGAAGCCAUCCUGGGCAUCCAGAGAGAGGCGCAGAGGAUCGCCGACUUCAACAGCAUCAAGCUCUCCGGCAACAACCCCUACACCUCCGUCACCCCGCAGAUCAUCAACUCCAAGUGGGAGCGGGUCCAGCAGCUGGUGCCCAAGCGGGACCACGCGCUGCUCGACGAGCAGAGCAAGCAGCAGUCCAACGAGCACCUGCGGCGGCAGUUCGCCAGCCAGGCCAACAUCGUGGGGCCCUGGAUCCAGACCAAGAUGGAGGAGAUCGGGCGCAUCUCCAUCGAGAUGAACGGCACGCUGGAGGACCAGCUCAACCACCUCAAGCAGUACGAGCAGAGCAUCGUGGACUACAAGCCCAACCUCGACCUGCUGGAGCAGCAGCACCAGCUCAUUCAGGAGGCGCUCAUCUUCGACAACAAGCACACCAACUACACCAUGGAGCACAUCCGCGUGGGCUGGGAGCAGCUGCUCACCACCAUCGCCCGCACCAGCAACGAGGUGGAGAACCAGAUCCUGACGCGCGACGCCAAGGGCAUCAGCCAGGAGCAGAUGCAGGAGUUCAGGGCUUCCUUCAACCACUUCGACAAGGACCACGGCGGCUCCCUGGGCCCGGAGGAGUUCAAAGCCUGCCUCAUCAGCCUGGGCUACGACGUGGAGAACGACCGGCAGAAGCGCGCAGGAAGCAUGGACACGGAUGACUUCCGAGCUCUCCUUAUCUCCACGGGAUGCAGCCUGGGCGACGCCGAGUUCAACCGGAUAAUGAGCGUCGUGGAUCCCAACAACAGCGGGAUCGUCACCUUCCAGGCCUUCAUCGACUUCAUGUCGCGGGAGACCACCGACACGGACACGGCCGACCAGGUCAUCGCCUCCUUCAAGGUCCUCGCUGGGGACAAGGUGAGGACGCGCGCGGGAGCCUUCGGGACGAGGGUGCCGGAGCCCCCGGGAGAGCCGGGAAGCGGCUCCGGAGCUCGGCGGCGCCUCCGGCCUCACCUCGGCCCGUCUCCGCCGCAGAACUACAUCACGGCGGAGGAGCUGAGGCGGGAGCUGCCCCCGGACCAGGCCGAGUACUGCAUCGCCCGCAUGGCGCCCUACCAGGGCCCCGACGCCGUCCCGGGCGCCCUCGACUACAAGUCCUUCUCCACGGCGCUGUACGGCGAGAGCGACCUGUGAGGCGGCGGCGGCGGCGGCACCGAGCGCUGGCGCUUCGUGGCGGGGGCCCGGCCCCGGCCCCCCGCGCCCCGCAUCCCCGCUCGCGCGCCCCAAACCCGCCUGCCCCCCCCCCCCCCCCCAAGCCCCCGAGCCCCGGCGCGGCUCGGCCUCCCUGCCGGUUCCCGCACGUUAUAGCGACCGCGUUACCUAUGCAAGGAUGAUCUUAUUUUAUUUCUCGUCCCCCCCCCUUUGCUCGGUGGAGGGGGGGGGCGGGGGGUUGCUCACCUUGACCUGCUUCGGGGUUUCUUGGCGGGGGGGGGGGGCCGGGGCGCCCGGCGGCUCUGCUUCAGAUGGUUAUUUUUUUUAAUAUAUCCCCUUCUAUUUUUUCAAACGACCUUAAGGAAGAGAAAAAAGACAAAAAAAAAAAAAAUCCUGCUGUCGACCGGUAUGUUUAAAGCGGAGCCCUCCCCCCCCCGGCCCCCCCCGGCUCUGCCCCUCUUUAAUUUAUGCCUCCGCGUCGCCCCGAUCCCGACCGGGCUCCGCGGAAAAGCCGCUGGGAAGAGCGUCGGGGACCCUCGGGGGGGGGGGCAGAUCGGGGCGAAACGGGGCCCCCCCGGCCCCACCACCUCCCUCCAGCCUUGGAGCAGGUUUUUCUGAGGACCAAAAAUUAAGAAAAAAAGCAAAAAAAAAAAACAAAAAAAAAAAAACCAAGCCACCCAGCCACACGGCCACACACACACGAUUCCGCUCUUUUAAGCGACAUCGAGACGGUUCCUAUUUACUUUAUUACCGUACGGAUUUAUUAUAUAAAUAUAUAUUCACCUAGCAGCAUAUGUUACCGGGUUUCUUUGGGGUGUAGCCGAGGUGAUGGCGGAGCGCUGCAGCGGGGACGCUGGGGACGCCGGGGCCCCCGGACGCCCGGCCCCGCCGCGCUCCCCGGGCGCAGGGCAAUAAAACGUGUCAUAUUUUUAA